Ostrinia furnacalis (Asian corn borer) is the source of this 2614-nucleotide messenger RNA. Its product is annotated as protein SMG8. The record is from RefSeq and is a predicted model, not a curated record. Gene Ontology annotation, biological process: nuclear-transcribed mRNA catabolic process, nonsense-mediated decay. The coding region runs from base 85 to 2535 and encodes 816 amino acids. The transcript is spliced from 14 exons. NCBI's taxonomy places the organism in Eukaryota, Metazoa, Arthropoda, Insecta, Lepidoptera, Crambidae.
AAUAAACAGCUGAUGUGUGUGUGCUUGCUUUGUAAAUAAAUUAAAUGUUUUCCAAAAAUAUUCACAUUGUCAAAUACAAUAAUCAUGAAAGUAUUUACUAUCAAUGAUAUCCCGGAGUUUUCUAAAAAGGAGCGAAUAGUUGUAGUAGGUGUUAUUGGGAAGUCGCCGUACCGGUAUCCCAACAAAACAACCCCACUUUUGCCGAACGUAUCUACGGAUGAGAAUGGCAUCGAAUGCCACUGGGACGAGCGCCGUGGCGUGCUCAUUCUCCACGCAGUCACGUAUCUAGACACAAAGCGGCUGGCGGAGCUGGCUGCGACCCUCGAUGAGAACUCCAAGAGCACUGACAAGGACGCCGACGCCGCCCACUGGCUGGUGGCCUCAGGGGAGCUGGCAGCCGAGUCCUGCCGCGCCAUCGCGCUACUGUUCCACUUGUGCCAUAUAGUGGUGCUCUCGUCGCCUACCCAUGUCUUUGAUCUGGGAUAUAUCCAACUGUUUAAGGCUAUUGAUGCUUUUAGGACAGAGUUGGCCCCAAAAACAACUGCAGCAUUUGCAGACCUUGGUCUGGGUGGGGCCUGGGAGACCCACGGCCGGACAUGUUGUCCCCGGCUGCUGUUCCACUUCAGGAGAGCCCCCACCCCCCUCAGGAGGGUGCCAGCAGGAUUAAAGAGGCUUGAGCAUGCUGUGGAGGAUCAGCUUUAUUUCAUUUUGAGGAAGGCUCGCAUUAUUACUAAUGUUUGUGCCAAAUCGCUGUUCGCCAUCCCCAAAAACGAAGAGUUUGUUUACAUAAACGCUGACGACCCGGGCUGCGCGCGUGACGUCAGCUCGCUCGUGCGCGGGCUCGUCGAGCUGUGCGCGGGCGCGGAGCCCGAGCCGCCGGCGGAGCGGCCCAGUUUCAGGCAGUUCCUGCAAGGGCAUAUUGAUUUGGCCUUUAGUGAGGGCUUCGAUGACAAUGUGGGGAAGUACGCGAUGAGCACUUCUUUCUUUGAGCUGCCAAGCGCGUCUGCCUGGCGGUCCGCGGCGCAGGCGCUGACUCCCCUAUACCUGGAGGAAGACGGCGACCAAGACGCAGGCAGCGCGCUCUUUGAUGCGCUCGCCACUGAUGUCAGGUUCUCGCAGGCGAGGUGUGCCAAGGUACUACCGAUAGCGCAAGCAUCGUACGCCGAAGGUCUUCCAUCACAUUAUUCUACACAGCAUCAUGCUCAUAAGGUGAGCGUGGCGCUAGGCGUGCUGGAGUCCAUGGCGCGCGGCCCGCUGGCCGGCGGCGCGCGCGCUCGCUUGCAAGCCGCCUGCGCCGCCGCGCACCGCGCUCGCUCGCUGUGCGAGGCUCCCUCGCUCACUGCGCACCCCUGCAUCCUGCCCGACCACGACAACUCCAAAGAGCAUUCAUCUGGCGUGCGCUACAUCAGCGCAUGCAACUGCGGCCGCACCAAGUGUUCUCGCGAGGACCCGUACUCCGUGAAACGGGCUAACUACACGUUCUACCAGCAAGCUGCUGAAGAGUGCGGCGUGUGUCCCACCCUGCAAGCCAUCGACUUCCCCGUUUUUCAGCCUUCUACUCCUACUUAUAGAGCGGCGUCAGUAAAAGGCGCAUCGUCUCAGGAAGCGGGCGAGCCGGCCGCGCGUUCCCAAGGGGACGGGGACGGAGACGGCGACGGGGACGGGGACGGCGCGUGGUCCGUGGCCGACGCGCUGUCGCCGGGCUCGGCGCGGGACGAUGACGACGCCUCGCCGGCUUCCGACAAAUACGUGGUGCCGGUUAGAGGAGACUCCACUUCAGAUAAAGUGAUGACCCGGCAGCCGUCCACAACCGAGUACCUUCCCGGCAUGCUCCACACAGGCAGCCCGGCCGGCCUGCUGCCCGCCUUCCCGUCCUUCAGCCUCGUGUGCCUCGGGCCUUCCUCGCUGUACUCGCACAGCGCCGGCCUGCCCGAGGCGCUGCAGCCCGGCCUGCUGCCGCACACCAACCACCUGCUGCCCUGGGACGCGCUCGCGCGGAUAGAGGGCGGUUUGGGCCUGGGCCCGCGCGGGGCGGGCGGCGCGCGCGGGCGGGGCCGGACGGCGCCGCACCACCUCACCGUCAAGAUCUUCAUCGGCUUCGAGUACGAGUGCCCGAGGGGACAUAGGUUCAUGAUGUCGUCCCCCGACACCGUCGUAAGCGGCGGCGGCACGGCGGCGACACGUGAAGCGGGCGCGGCGGGCGCGCGGCUGGCGGCCGCAGACAUGCCGCUGGCCGCCGCGUGCCCGUGCCGCGCGCCGCACGUGGCGCCCGCCCAGCUGGCGCGCGUGCACCUGGCGCGCGUGCACGUCGUCACGCCCAAGGCGCCCGUGCACGUCACGCUCCACCCUAAGAUACAGCCAGUGCCGGGCGGGCCGAUCUUCAUCCCGCAGCCGGUGGGCGCUCCCGCCAUCAAGCUGUCGGCGUCGGCGUACUGGGUGCUGCGCCUGCCGCGCGCCUUCUGCGACGAGCGCGGGCUGCUGCCGAGGGACCGCGCCGGCUAUAUCAGGGCUCCGCUGUUUGGGCUGCAGGACUAAGGACUACAAGACUACGAGAAUCCUUUAUCCGGACACAGAAUGGGGCGUAGGGUACGUCAGGGCUCCAAUAUUCAGGUUG